This is a messenger RNA of Funneliformis geosporum, 149 nucleotides long. The record is from the annotation of a GenBank genome assembly. NCBI's taxonomy places the organism in Eukaryota, Fungi, Glomeromycota, Glomeromycetes, Glomerales, Glomeraceae.
GUGAAAAUUUAUAUCCAAUUAUUUUCGAACCCGCUGAACAAUUUCGUCUUAAUUGUAAAGGUCGAUUAGCUUUGACCAAAGUGGUCAAAUUACACUGUGAAGUUAAAAACCAUGCAAUACAGUUAAUACAGUUGCAAAAAGACCCAUAA